AAAGACGGGUUUUACGCGGGCUGCUCAAGAUUAGGAGUAUUUGCUUCCUAAAACGACUAAAAAUAGCCUUUCAAGACCUUUAAUAUCGCCUUCUGCCAUUUAAAGUUUUUGAUUUUUCCGAACCCUACGGAACUUCCCGAGAGCAGCAGACUCUCGAUUAGUAUUGCAGCAGCAGCAGCCAGCGUUAAGGUGAAAAUUCAAGAAAAGUGCACCACAACGUGUUUGUGAGCAGUGAAGAACGUGUGCCUGGUAAAAAGUGAUCGAAAAGUGUUCUACAGUGCAAUAGAUUGUGACUAAAGCAGGAAAACCCCGCAACACAAAAUGCCUCAGACGAACGGAUUCGCUUCAAGCUCCUCAAACGGACACAGCGGCUACGAAAUGGAGGAUGGAUGCUCAUUCCUCUUUACAUCGGAAUCGGUCGGUGAGGGACAUCCGGACAAAAUGUGCGAUCAAAUUAGCGAUGCUAUUCUUGAUGCACAUCUGGAACAGGAUCCCAAUGCCAAGGUGGCAUGUGAAACAAUUUCUAAAACUGGCAUGAUUCUACUUUGUGGUGAAAUCACUUCCAAGGCAGUCAUCGACUAUCAGCGCGUUGUACGCGAAACUGUCAAGCAUAUUGGCUAUGAUGAUUCAUCAAAAGGUUUCGACUAUAAAACAUGCAACGUGUUGCUCGCACUGGACCAACAAUCACCCAACAUUGCCGCCGGUGUGCAUGUUAACAGGCCCGAGGAAGAAGUCGGUGCAGGUGACCAGGGGCUUAUGUUUGGCUAUGCUACGGAUGAAACGGAGGAAUGUAUGCCGCUGACGGUAGUGUUGGCCCAUAGAUUGAAUGAAAAGAUCGCGGAACUGCGUCGCAGUGGAGACUUCUGGUGGGCACGUCCCGAUUCUAAAACCCAGGUCACGGCUGAGUACACCUUCGAGUCUGGAGCAUGCAUUCCGCAGCGCGUGCACACAGUCGUCGUUUCGCUGCAACAUUCGGAUAAAAUUGGUCUGGAGGAGUUGCGUAAGGAAAUCAUGGGCAAGGUUAUCAAAGAGGUGAUUCCAGCCAAGUACUUCGAUGCGAAUACGAUCGUGCACAUCAACCCUUGCGGAUUGUUCAUCAUCGGUGGACCGCAGGGGGAUGCUGGCCUGACUGGACGUAAGAUUAUCGUCGAUACAUACGGCGGCUGGGGUGCUCACGGUGGUGGCGCUUUCUCCGGUAAAGACUUUACGAAAGUCGAUCGUUCAGCUGCAUACGCCGCCCGUUGGGUCGCUAAAUCGCUCGUCAAGGCAGGAAUCUGUCGGCGAUGCCUGGUACAGGUCGCCUACGCCAUCGGUUUAGCAGAGCCGCUCUCCAUCACAGUAUUCGAUUAUGGCACGUCGAAGUAUAGCCAGAAGGAGCUUCUAAAGAUCGUCUCUAAUAACUUCGAUUUGCGCCCAGGAAAAAUUGUUAAAGAUCUUAAGCUUCGUACGCCAUUCUACCAGCGCACUAGCACUUACGGCCACUUUGGACGACAGGGAUUCCCGUGGGAGGAACCGAAGGAACUCGUUCUCGAAUGAUGCAGUAAGAGUGCGGUUGAGCCGCCGACUGCCGUCGAUGAUGCCGCAUACCGCCCGAGAUGCUGUAUGAGCAUGUCGACGAAGUCUGAGGUAGCUUCCGCAGAGCAAGAGGCGAGUGCUUCCAAAAAACCUAAAUUAGAUAUUUAAGAGUUUUCUUCGUUGCAAUCAUAUAUUUUUCACAUGAUGUGCACCACAUUUGGUGUUAGAUAGACAUUCAUUUAAAGUUUCAUACGGUUUAUUUUGGCGAAAUGAUUGCAGCUCCUGUGCAACUAAGUGUGUUACUUUUUUUCUUACAAAAUUAGUCAUUCUCCGCUAAUGGUAAGGAAUUCCUCCUUUUUGGAAGUUGUAUUAUGGAACUAUUUUUGUUUUGCUACACAAGUAUACAGAAUCUGAAAAGAAAUCGUCGUUUGAAGACCACCAUUAGAAACACAUGGAUUGAUUAACAUAAUUUUGUUUGCAUAAGACAAUGCUGCAGCCCCUAAUUAAAGCCCGUCUUUAGCUGUCACCCGCUUACGUAUUUCAGUAAAUUGGGAACUAUUUUCGACAAUUAUGUCCUUCGUGAGUGGGUUAAUAUAAGAUCCCUUGAUAAAAAAUGACACGGUUGUUGGUACGGUUCCGAAGCGUACGUAUAAGCCGAAGAUGCGAUCGCACACUACGAUUCAGGCUAGAUGAGAACACAAAAGUUUAUUGCAAAAGAAGCGCAUCAUGGAUUGACGAAGGCAGUUUAUUGUGUAAGCAAGGAGAAUACACAUUACAUUAAAAUGUAAGCAAAUGAUAAAAUUGUAUAAAAAUAUUGGACUUACCCCGCAGUGCUCGAGCGGAGCUAGACUGUUCAGUUGGCCACAGUAGGAAACCGUUUCAGAUCACAGUGCACCGCCAGGUUAUCUUCCCUGGUGGUUGCUGCCUGCUGCAAAACUUGUUGUGCGGCGUGAGAAAGAUUGCAGCUCUCCUAGAGAGAGAGAGAAAGUGCCCCAUGGUUACCGACAUUUUAUUACCUUUGCCGAAUAAUAGAGUGUAAUCGAAGGACUUAGAGGAUAUAAUGAAAUGGUGUUACCCAUGGAGCAAAAAGCACAUUUGAAAACUGUAUAAAGUAUGGACUAUGAUACCAACGGGGUCCUCAUGACCUGAGUGAUUGCUUAAUAGUUAGGUUCGAGAUAUAGUAGAAAUGGCAGAUGCAUCCAAUUCUUUACUUUUAAGUAAAGAUCGUUCGAUGUCCUUUCAGCCUUUCAGCUUCUUUUCAAUGGUUAUAUUUGUGAGCAUUUAAGAGUGAAAUGGUUAUCGAUAGGUGUCGAUAUGAAAUGCUAAAAGAUUAGAAUCAAAAAGGUGCUUGUUUCGGGAAUGGUACUGGCUCAGUAUAAUUUUGUACACCCAGAUCUAUUAUAAACGCUGGUUAGGAAAUCUAAAGCUUUGUUUUCAAAAUUUUUCUUAUGACUUAAACUACAGGUGUAUAUCACGGAGAUCACUGAUAUUUAUAUGGUCUUACGAACCGCCGCUUACAAUUACAAAUUGUAUACACUAUACGCUCAGUACAUUUUGCACAAAUAUUUUCACUCUAGUAACUGCCGCAUUUUUUUAUGCAAGAUGGAAAAGUGCAACACCUUGGCGUUGUUUUGUGGUUUUAGGAUUUAAAAUCCAUAAAUUUAAAUUCUAAAAGUACGAAAUAUCAUGCAAUCAUCAGAUUGCUUGCUGCUUUAUUUAGAGCUGGUAUUGAUAGCACUGAGAACUAAAUUACACAUCCACGAUAACCUAAGAGUAGUAAUAGGAGGAAUGUAGGCAACUGUAAAGCAAUUAUGAUCCAUGGUUUUAAUAGGCCUGUAUGCACCAACGUGUAGCAUUGCCAAACUACGAACAACCGCGUAUAGGAAAUAGAAACUAUGAAAUGGUCCAUUUUUUAAUAUAGUUUUAUCUUUCUCAUCGUCUAGCACACGUUUUGUGUUGUGUUUACGAAAAGGAUUUUAUUUGUGGAAAAGAGAAUUUUCGAAAAUACUCCGGUCUGCUGAAUAGUUGAAGGGUGCAUCUCGGUACAGAAAAAAAAGAAGAAAAAAUGGGUAUAAAAUAGAAUAAAAACAUUGUAACAUCACAGUUCAGGUAGCAAGAAACUUACAAGUAAUGAUUGUAUAGCUUUUGUUGACGUAUGUUUAACUGAAAAAUUGAUCACGAGGCGAAGAAAAACGCGGAACAUCAAAUGAGUAUGUUGGCAAAAGCUGCCAAAUGGUCACAGUUAUAUGCUAUUUGUAGAUGCUGUGUGCAAAACUCAACACAUUAUAAUAUAGAACAUAAAUGCUUGAGUGGAAUGGAGAGCAGUCGGACGGAUUCAUAAUGAAGCAGCUGUUCCGGUAGAGAGGAAUACGCUGCAUUAUAGUGAAUAAUGAUUGAUAUCUCUGAAGAAAUGCCAUACCUUCAUUAAAUGAAACAAAACGAUCUUAGGUACAAAAUUUAAGAGCCAUUUCAAUUGAAAACACGACCCAGUUGAAGCAAGUAGCUUGAAGAUGCGUCUCAGUGUAAUACACUCCUAUAUUUUGCACCUUAAGUGGUGCCAGUUUGAAAAUGAAGCUCUUUAAAGCAACACGCCAAAAUGCAAGAAAAAUAGUACCGAGGCACGCUCCGUGAGAGUAUGCGGUGUCCAACAAAAAAAGUGUAAAACAAAUAAGAUGCAGCAUAAAACAACAUAAGAGUUUUACGAUUUCUCCUUAACUUGUUCGGUGAGCCGAGGAAACUGGUUUACGAAAGAUGACUCAAAUAUACUUAUUCUG
Messenger RNA from Anopheles nili, 4289 nucleotides. It is a transcript of the gene Sam-S, whose product is annotated as S-adenosylmethionine synthase. The transcript is spliced from 5 exons. Gene Ontology annotation, cellular component: cytosol. Gene Ontology annotation, molecular function: ATP binding; methionine adenosyltransferase activity. The record is from RefSeq and is a predicted model, not a curated record. Bases 322 to 1536 code for a protein of 404 amino acids. NCBI's taxonomy places the organism in Eukaryota, Metazoa, Arthropoda, Insecta, Diptera, Culicidae. Gene Ontology annotation, biological process: S-adenosylmethionine biosynthetic process.